Molecule: messenger RNA, 5095 nt
Organism: Oryzias latipes (Japanese medaka)
Lineage: Eukaryota; Metazoa; Chordata; Actinopteri; Beloniformes; Adrianichthyidae
Gene: smarcc2
Product: SWI/SNF related BAF chromatin remodeling complex subunit C2
Biological process (GO): cell projection morphogenesis
Cellular component (GO): synapse
Molecular function (GO): protein binding
Source: RefSeq, a predicted model, not a curated record
AGGCGCGCAACACCGACAGUUGUCUGCAGGCAAAGAUGGCGGUGCGGAAGAAAGACGGCGGCCCGAAUGUUAAAUAUUUCGAAGCAUCUGACACCGUUUCUCAGUUUGAUAAUGUCCGCGUCUGGUUGGGAAAGAAUUACAAAAAGUACAUCCAGGCUGAGCCUCCCACCAACAAGUCUCUGUCCAGCCUGGUGGUCCAGCUGCUGCAGUUCCAAGAGGAGGUGUUUGGCAGACAUGUCAGCAACCCCCCACUCACCAAGCUGCCGAUGAAAUGUUUUCUGGACUUUAAGUCUGGGGGGGCUCUGUGUCACAUCCUGGCUGCAGCCUACAAGUUCAAAAGUGAUCAAGGAUGGCGCAGGUUUGACUUCCAGAAUCCAUCGAGGAUGGACCGAAACGUUGAGAUGUUUAUGACGAUUGAAAAAUCUCUGGUGCAGAACCACUGUCUGUCACGACCAGUCAUCUACCUGAGCUCUGACAUCGAUCCAAAGCUGCUGGGGAAACUGAAAGACAUCAUCAAAAGGCAUCAGGGCUCAGUGGCGGAGGACAAAUCAAACAGCUCCCAUAUUGUGGUUCCCAUCCCUGCCAGUCUAGAAGAAGAGGAAUGGGUGCGUCCUGUGAUGAAGAGAGAUAAACAAGUUCUCCUCCACUGGGGAUAUUUUCCAGACAGUUAUGACACCUGGAUUCCAGCCAGUGAAAUCGAGGCUGCAGUGGAGGAUCCUCCAACUCCAGAGAAGCCCAGGAAGGUCCAUGCAAAGUGGAUUUUAGAUUUGGACCAGUACAACGAGUGGAUGAACGAGGAGGACUAUGAGGUUGGAGAGGGCUGUCCUAAGAGGAAGAGGAUCUCUGCCAAGACCCUGACGGAUGAGGUGACCACACCUGAUGAGCGGAGAGACAAGAAACCGAGCAGUGCCAAGAAGCGAAAACGCUCCCCAUCGCCUUCCCCCACCCCUCCACCCCAGGAGAGCAAAAAGAAGAACACCAAAAAAGGACCAACAACCCCAUACACCAAGUCUAAACGAGGCCAGAGAGAGGAGGAACAGGAGGAUCUGUCCAAGGACCUGGAUGAAACGUCACCUGUUCCACCGUCUGAAGAUGGGAAUGCAGCAAAGACAAAUAAUACCAAGAAAGACUCAGAUUCCACUCCAGUCAAGGGAGGAACUGACAUGGAUGAGCAAGAGGACGAGUCCAUGGAAACCACAGGGAAGGAAGAGGAGGAAGGCUCUCCGAGUGUGAAGGGGGAGCCAGUGAAGAGUUCAGAUCUUCACGAGGACAACGUGACUGAACAAACGCACCACAUCAUCAUACCAAGCUAUGCUGCCUGGUUUGACUACAACAGUGUUCAUGCCAUCGAGCGCAGAGCCCUUCCUGAGUUUUUCAAUGGGAAGAACAAAUCCAAAACUCCUGAGAUUUAUCUGGCGUACAGAAACUUCAUGAUUGACACCUACAGACUAAACCCUCAGGAGUAUCUGACCUCCACCGCCUGCCGUAGGAACUUGGCGGGAGAUGUGUGCGCCAUCAUGAGAGUCCAUGCCUUUUUGGAACAAUGGGGGCUGAUCAACUACCAAGUGGACUCUGAAAGUCGGCCCACACCGAUGGGACCCCCACCCACCUCUCACUUCCAUGUCCUGGCGGACACCCCAUCCAGUUUAGUUCCACUGCAGCCCAAGACCUCCCAGACUCCUGCCCCCCAGCCAAUUAUGUCUUUUCCUGAUAAAAUGAAGGAGAAGCCAACAGACCUGCAGAACUUUGGGCUGCGGACUGACAUGUACAGCAAGAAAACUUGCUCUGUGAAGAGCAAGAGUGCAGCGAGUUCCAUGAGGGAGUGGACAGAACAAGAAACGCUACUACUCCUUGAGGGUUUGGAGAUGUACAAGGAUGACUGGAACAAAGUGUCUGAACACGUGGGCAGCCGUACACAGGACGAGUGCAUUCUGCACUUCCUGCGGCUGCCCAUUGAAGAUCCAUACUUGGAGGACAGCUCCUCAUCGAUGGGCCCUCUGGCCUAUCAGCCGGUACCCUUCAGCCAAGCAGGAAACCCCGUCAUGAGCACUGUGGCCUUCCUCGCCUCUGUUGUUGACCCACGUGUGGCGUCCGCUGCGGCCAAGUCGGCUCUCGAGGAAUUCUCUCGGAUGAAGGAGGAAGUUCCUGCUGCGCUUGUUGAGGCCCACGUACGGCGGGUGGAGGAAGCGGCGAGGGUCAGUGGCCGACAGGAUCCGCUCUAUGGUUUGGAAGGUAGCGGCAUCGCAGGAACUGGCUUGGAGGAAGGAGAGCGUCCUGGUAGGUUUGAAUCCACUGCAUUCAAACUGCACAACACAGAAACCCUACGAGUGCAGCGACAUUUAACUGCUGGACUUGUCUUCCCCUCAGAGGAAAGCAACGAUGAAAGCAAAAAUGACAACCAGUCAAAUGAAGAGAAGAAAGAGGCCAAAGACAGCAAAGAAGGAACGAUGGUGGAAGAGGAGAAGCAUACAGAGAAUGAGAAGAAGGAAGAAGAGAAAGGAAGAGAGGCUGAAGGAGACAGGGAAGGAGACAAGACAGAGGCGGAAAUAGGCAAUGAGGAGAAGGAAAAAGACAGAAAAGAGGAAACAGAAGAGGGACAAAGAGAAGGAGAGAGUGAUGGAGAAAGAAAGGCGAAAGUGGAACGGGAUGUAGGAGAAGGAAACCUGGCGACUGCUGCCGCCUCUGCUUUAGCAGCUGCUGCUGUCAAAGCCAAGCAUUUAGCCGCAGUGGAAGAGAGGAAGAUCAAAUCCUUGGUGGCUCUGCUGGUGGAGACCCAAAUGAAGAAGCUUGAGAUUAAACUACGACAUUUUGAAGAACUGGAAACCAUUAUGGACAGAGAGAGGGAGGCUCUGGAGUACCAGCGGCAGCAGCUGCUCGCCGACCGCCAGUCCUUCCACAUGGAGCAGCUGAAGUACGCAGAAAUGAGAGCGCGUCAGCAGCACUUCCAGCAGAUUCAGCACCAGCAGCACAGCCAAGCUGGGGGCCCCCACACCAACCAGGCUGCCCCGGGCCAGCCUCCACAAAACAUUACUUCAAGUCAGCAAGCUUCCAGCACACCAGCACCGCAGGCAGCCCCUAGUCCUGCACCACCAGCAUCUGCAGCCGCGGCCCCUGAGUCCCAACCACAUCCAGGGGCCCACACCUCUCCGCCCUGCCCACCUGGUCAGGUCCCAGCCGCCCACUCCAGCACUACACCUGCACUCAACGAACCAAGUGCUCCUGUUCCUGGGGAGACACUUCACCCUCCAGCUCCGGUCCCCCCCCCACAGUGAGAAUCUAAAGGACUGCCCCCACCUCAAAAUCUGCCUGCAAUCACCUGAGAGGAAGAAGUUCUCCAUUGUGGAAGAGAAAGCAUUUUACCUUUUCAUUUGUGAUGGCAGAAGGAAAAACACCAAACUUCUGUUUGCUGUUCUGGCAAAAGGAAGUUCUUUUCACGUAAAUGUAUUUGAAGGGUCAUGCGAGCUCAGCUGGACGGCAUCUUCAGUCGGAGGUUUUAGCUCACCGCCUGGGUUCUGGUGCACAUAGAUAGUCUUACUAACAUGCCAGCAUUCAAGGAGAAGAAAAGACUCAUCUUUGGUUGUCAGUGUUUUUUAUUUUUAUUACAUCAUGACAGUUUUACAUGUCAUAUCUUACUUAAUAUGUCCCCUUCCUGUGUAAAGUAGGUACGUAUUCAGAAACAAAGCACUUUUACUGUUUGCAGAGGUCUCACUGACAGACUUGAAGUGUCCAGCAAAACAAACAGAAGCACUUAUAUCCUUCUUUUUGUCAUUUUAAAUACUUGUUUUUCUAGAGAAGCUUUUGGAUCCCUAAUUGGAAGUCUUUUGCUUUAAUCUUGUUUUUGUCAUGUGGACAAACGGUUAUUGUACAGGGUCAAGCCUGGGGAUUACAUGUCUAAUACCAAUGAAAAAGUCUGGAAUGAUGGGAAAAAAAAAGGUUUUCAUCAAAAAAAAGCAAGUUUGAGAGUAAAAUUGGACUUGAGAACUUUAAAUGGAUUUGCUGUUACAAACAGACUUUCUGUUCCACCGUCAGGAAACCAUGUGAAGGCUAUGGCGUGAAACCAUUCCUGGUGAUCUUAGAAUACAAACAUUUUGGUGAUAAUGAUGCUUCAUGGUUUUGAAUGCAUUUGAAGCAUUAUGGAUGUACUUUAGGGGGGGAUCGUCUUUAAAAAAAAUGACUGAAGAAAACGUCGGGGGAUGAUAGAGUUUGUGGUUAUUAGCAAUCAUAUGUACUACCUUUAGAACUGGAUGCUGUGUUACCUUUUUAUCCAAACUGUUUUCUAGUCAUGCUAUCGAUCAUUUAUUCAGACAGUUCCAUCAUAAAUGCUUGGACGGUGUAGGAGUUUGUGUUUCGUUUUUUAUUGGAAGAAACGUUGAUGCUGUCAAAAAAGGGAGCACCUUAAAAUACAGCUGACAAUGAAGAAUUGUGUCCUUAAUCCCUGCAACUAUAUUCUCACCUUUUAUCCUUAUGUCAUUUUUUUUUAUAUAUUUUUUUAUUGCUUUUCCAUUUUUUUUUUCUUUGAUAUGUCAACAAUGUAAUUGUAGAAUAUGACCUUUCUAGCCUGUAUUUACCCUAUCAAGAUGUGUGUGAUCUAGAUGGUUCUGCUAUCAGGGGCGUGACUGUGAUCAUGUGUGCACGUGAACGCAUGCCAUAAACUGAAACAUGCUAACGAUCGGUUUUCAUUUAAGUGCCAUGAGUCGUGUGUUUGCCAUGUUUGAAGAAUUAAAAAAAAUAAGCAAGCGCACAGCUUGCCACAUCAGUGUCAUAAACGGUUCACCAGACGGUGAAACGUUGCCGUUAAUGUUCGUUAAGACAGUAUUGCAGUCCUCACAGCAGCUGUGAGCAGAAAUGAACUUCUUUUAUCCGUGUUAUUACAUUUACGUGGACUUUGUGAUAUGAAGUAAGUGUCUGUUCAGUUUUUGUAUGUUUUUCCACUUUGCUGAAGGAGGCAGCGACUGCAUUCAGAUACAAUAGAAGUCAUUUUUUUCAUUUGUAAAUCAUGACAUUAGUGCUGAAAGUUACUCUUGCAGUUUGUACAACGAAAAGGUCAAAACAGGUUUUAACAAAAUGUUUGAGGACAAUAAAAAUGUGAAGAGGG